CUAUCACAGAAGGAUGGGGUCACGGAUGGGCUACACGUUGACAGCUGGAACAUAAGAAAUUCGUCGUGGAAUAAGGGGAAAUUCUUUCUGCACAUUUAAAACCAUGUUUCCGAAGGGGAAAGGGACUGCCGUGCCCUCAGACGGGCAAGCUCGUGAAAAGCUAGCAUUGUACGUCUACGAGUAUCUGCUUCACAUCGGUGCACAGAAGUCUGCACAAACGUUCCUCUCUGAGAUACGGUGGGAGAAAAACAUUACGCUUGGUGAGCCACCAGGCUUCCUUCAUUCAUGGUGGUGUGUAUUUUGGGAUUUGUACUGUGCGGCCCCAGAAAGAAGGGACACAUGCGAUCACUCCAGUGAGGCCAAAGCCUUUCAUGACUACAGCGCUGCCGCUGCACCCAGUCCGGUGAUGGGCAACAUGCCUCCCUCUGAGGGCAUGCCUGGUGGACCCAUGCCCCCAGGGUUCUUUCAGGGUCCCCCCGGCUCCCAGCCUUCGCCUCACCCACAGCCUCCCCCUAACGCUAACAUGAUGGGACCCCACGGGCAGCCUUUCAUGUCCCCGCGGUACGCUGGAGGCCCCCGUCCUCCCAUCAGAAUGGGAAACCAGCUCCCAGGUGGACAGCCCUUGCCUCCAAACGUCAUGGACCCCACACGACCACCAGGCCACCCCAACUUGGGCCCCAUGCAAAGAAUGAAUGUACCCAGGGGAAUGGGCCCAAUGGGAGGUGGACCACAGUCUGAACAUUGGUUAUCAUUGCAGAACUAUGGCGGGGGGAUGAGGCCUCCACACCCCAACUCCAUGGGUCCCGGCAUGCCCAACAUGAACAUGGGCCCCGUAGCUGGCCGGCCAUGGCCCAACCCUAACAACGGCAACAAUAUUCCAUACUCCUCUUCCUCUCCUGGCACAUACGGGGGUCCGCCAGGAGGUGGAGGAGGGGGCUGCCCCCCAGGAACUCCUAUAAUGCCCAGUCCAGCAGACUCCACUAACUCUGGUGACAACCUCUACACAAUGAUUAACUCUGUUCCGCCGGGGGGAAACCGGACGAAUUUCUCUAUGGGUCCUAACUCUGAUGGGCCCAUGGGAGGAAUGGAACCCCAUCACAUGAAUGGAUCAUUAGGUUCCAGUGAUCUAGAUGGGCUUCCCAAGAACUCUCCAAACAACUUGAGUGGGAUGAGUAACCCGCCUGGGACGCCGAGGGAUGACGGAGAUCUCGGGGGGAACUUCCUCCACUCUUUCCAGAACGAGAACUACUCGCCGACCAUGACCAUGAGUGUGUGACCAGCCGCGGCGCCGCUAGGAGAACUACGCCGCAGCCAGAGAGUGUGUGUAGAGGAUUAACGCAUAUCUACCGCCAUGCACUGGAGUCUAGUUCACCAGCGUCAGCAGAUUAGAGUCGGUUGGGAACAGUGAAAACUUCAAGCAUCCGGGUUCUCCCGUAGCUCCAUCUUACAAGAAGGACCUGGUUUAUAUCCUCAAAGACACUACUAUGAAUUCCGCCCCUGGAUCGAACUGUUUUUAAAACGAGCUUUUUUUAUUUUUAUUUAGUUACAGCAGUGUUUUCUUUUUGUACUGUCUGAUUUAAAAGUCAGCAUGGAGAUGGCUCCUCUGCUAUAGGAUUUUUUUUUUUACCCAUGAUGCCCUCUCAAAACACGGUGGAAGACUAGAAGACUAAAGGAUCAAGAACUUCGAUGUCCUCGAAAGAAGUCCACGGAAGCCAGUAAUAUGGGAACCGCUCCAGUGCAAAUCCAUUGAAGGGUUUCCUCUGUCCACUGGAUCAAGACCAUUCCAGCUCUCUCUGACGUAAAACAUCAAACUCAGUAACGACUACUGUUGGGAAUUUCUUUUUUGUUUGUUUGUUUGUUUGUUUUAAAAACGCCAUGACACACCAAUAACAACAGUUCCUCAUUGACAGAGACGAUGCCCAGUGAUGAACAGUGAGCUCAGUGAAUGUGGAGGACCGUUAGCGUUGAGUGGUUUAUUCAAGAGGCAGAGAGUGGCACAGAGAACCAUACUGCUCACUUCUCUACCGGUUUUCUCAGCAGAGGGGUCCAUGUUGAAUUGUAUAUCAACCUAUUUUAAUUGGACAGUAAACAAAUCUAUUCUUUUUUUAAGCUUCACGUUCACAUCUAUGUAUGUCCUAUGUCAUAAGUUGUGUUUGAGCUAUUGAUAAACUUGAUAUUGCAGAAA
Messenger RNA from Sardina pilchardus (European sardine), 2185 nucleotides. RefSeq names its product single stranded DNA binding protein 3a (gene ssbp3a). Gene Ontology annotation, cellular component: nucleus. Gene Ontology annotation, molecular function: protein binding; single-stranded DNA binding. The record is from RefSeq and is a predicted model, not a curated record. NCBI's taxonomy places the organism in Eukaryota, Metazoa, Chordata, Actinopteri, Clupeiformes, Clupeidae. The transcript is spliced from 18 exons. Gene Ontology annotation, biological process: positive regulation of transcription by RNA polymerase II. The coding region runs from base 104 to 1276 and encodes 390 amino acids.